Pteronotus mesoamericanus is the source of this 1095-nucleotide messenger RNA. It is a transcript of the gene C1QB, whose product is annotated as complement C1q B chain. NCBI's taxonomy places the organism in Eukaryota, Metazoa, Chordata, Mammalia, Chiroptera, Mormoopidae. Bases 199 to 948 code for a protein of 249 amino acids. The transcript has 3 exons. Gene Ontology annotation, molecular function: protein binding. The record is from RefSeq and is a predicted model, not a curated record.
AUCGGCUGACCAGGAGGGGGAACAGCCUGCUGAGCCCAUGGGAGGGGGCUGUCAAGGGAAAGCCCUUCCGUCUCUGGGGAAUGGAACUUCCGCUUUGGACUGAGAGCACUGGGCUCGCGGCUCCUGGUCCCACUGCUGUGCAGCCAAACGGCAUCACUGGACACCAGGUUUCCAGGAAGCAGCCACGACAGCACGGUGAUGAAGACCUCGCGCGGCGGCCCCCUGGUGCUCCUGCUGCUGCUCCUGGGUCCCCUAGAUGUCUCCCAGGCCCAGAGCUGCACCGGGCACCCGGCCAUUCCUGGGAUCCCGGGCAUUCCUGGGGUACCAGGAACUGAUGGCACACCUGGGACACCAGGGGUAAAAGGAGAGAAAGGGAUACCAGGGCUGGCUGGAGACCAUGGCGAGUUUGGAGAGAAGGGGGACCCAGGGAUUCCAGGGAAACCAGGAAAAGUCGGUCCCAAGGGCCCUGUGGGCCCCAAAGGCACCCCAGGGCCUCCUGGAGCCCGUGGCCCCAAGGGUGAAUCGGGAGACUACAAGGCUACACAGAAAGUUGCCUUCUCUGCCACACGGACCAUCAACACACCCCUGCGGAAGGACCAGGCCAUCCGCUUUGAGCACGUGAUCACCAACACGAACAACAAUUAUGAACCUCGUAGUGGCAAGUUCGUCUGCAGGGUGCCUGGCCUCUACUACUUCACCUACCAUGCCAGCUCUCGAGGGAACCUGUGUGUGAACCUCAUGCGGGGCCGUGACCGCAUGCAGAAGGUGGUCACGUUCUGUGACUAUGUCCAGAACACCUUCCAAGUCACCACGGGCGGCAUCGUCCUCAAGCUGGCGGAGGGGGAGAACGUCUUUCUGCAGGCCACCGAAAAGAACUCCCUGCUGGGCAUUGAAGGCGCCAACAGCGUCUUCUCUGGGUUCCUGCUCUUCCCGAACCCAGAGGUGUGAUCUAUGGGGCUGAUUCUUCCCCCUCCCCACCCCCUUGCCCACCAGCCAUGCUCACUUUACCCCCAACACCCACCUCUGCCCAGCCAAAGCACACAGUCAGUCUCCAUGGAUGUGCUGAAUGAAUGAGUAAAUAAACUUCUAGACCAA